Molecule: messenger RNA, 438 nt
Organism: Aspergillus oryzae RIB40
Lineage: Eukaryota; Fungi; Ascomycota; Eurotiomycetes; Eurotiales; Aspergillaceae
Exons: 1
Coding region: 1-438 (145 amino acids)
Source: RefSeq, a predicted model, not a curated record
AUGCCCAUUCAAAUCCGUUAUGCGACUGAAUCCGAUAGCCCGGAUUUGGUCCAUAUCAACACCGUUAGUUUUGCCCCGGGUCUCUUUUACCAGAAUGCGUUUGCGAACGUUAAAGUUUCGGCCCUACAAACGUUGAAAUAUGCACGGACUUUCGCAAGAUUCGUGGACCCAAAAUAUCAUCUCUUAGUUGCGACGGAAUCGGAAACGGGACGUGUCAUCGCCUUCAUGCGAGUGGUCAUUCCACUUCAUUAUCAACAAGAUUCCCAUUCACUUACAGAGUUAUCUGAAGACGCGAAUAAGAUGGCGGCUAAACCAGAUGAAUAUUUACCCGAAGGAAUCAACAAGCGCGUUUACACAUGUUAUUUGGACAUGUUGAAGAGCUCGAGGGAAAGGUAUCUGGGAGAAAAUGAUAUGAGUACGUAUUCGAGUUGCCCCUAG